GUAAGAAGCACUUUCAGAUUACUACAAAAAAUGAACUUGGCUGCCGUGGAGUCUCCAGCAGCAGUCUCCUAUACUAAGAGCAUGAUCUGGCUGUUCCAGUUUCUCACGCUUGUCUCCUGCCUUGGCUCAGGAAACGCAGUUACACAAACCACAGCAACCCCAUUGCUGGUGGUGAAUGGGGUGCUGGGAGAGUCAGUAACUCUCCCCCUAAAGUUUCCUGGAGGACAGGAUACCAGUGUCAUCUGGCAUCAUGAUAAAAUAACUAUCGUCUUCAUACAGCCAAAGGGAGCACAAAUCCAGGUGAUUGAUCCGAAACGGAAAGAUCGACUGCAUGUUGCCCAGUUCUACUCCUUGCAGAUCAACAACCUGACUAUGGCAGACAGUGGAUGUUAUUACGCCCAAAUAAGCACAUCAAGCUCCACAGAGAUUUCCAAAUACAAUCUGGGGAUAUUCAGACGACUGAGGAACUUACAAGUCACUAAUCACACUGAACUCUCUGACAAUGGGACCUGUGAGAUCCACCUAAUCUGCUCUGUGGAGAAUCCAAAUGACCAUGUCUCAUUCAGGUGGCAGAUCACAGGAAACACACCUAUAGAGGAAGCAAACCUCACUAUCUCUUGGAACCCCAAGAAUUCCAGUGAACAAACCUACACUUGCACAGCUAUGAACCCUGUCAGCAAUUUAUCCUUUUCUCUCUCUGCCCAAAGUCUCUGCAAAGGUGCUUUUAACAAGAAAAAUCAACACCCAAAUAUCAUAUGGAUUAUAAUAGUGCUUUCUUUUUUCUGUAUUGCUAUGUGGCCAAUGUUUGUUUGGAGGAAAAGAAUGACAGGUUUCUUACAGUUUUCUACUCAUCAAACCCAGAAUCAUGUAGAGAUCCUAAGGAACUCAGACUAUGGCCCAAUCUCUCCAGGAAACACUGUGUAUGCUCAGGUCACUCAUCCAAACAUGAAAACAGAAAUCCCAAUACCUAUGAAAAACAAUGAUUCCUCCACAAUUUACUCCACAAUUUCUCAAUCCCAACAGGGCAACUGUCAUCAUCUAGGUUGCUGAAAGGUAUCAAAGGAUUUCAGGAGUGACACAUCUUCUCCUGAUCCCAUGGGAGAGAAGAGAGCUUAGUUUCUGCCUGAAAAUAGAAUUUGAAUAUCUAGGACUAUCACUUCCAGCUCUCCAGACUUAAACCUGCUUACCUGGCUCAAAAAUUUAAGGAAUAACAUCAUUUUCAGCCUGUGAUCCAAAUAACAUUUUCCAGUCUGCUCCAGAACAAACCAUGCUUCAGAUAAUACACCUGGAAACUAAGCAAAUGGAAUUAUGGUUGACAAAGAGACUAUAAUUCAGAAGAUAACCAUUUCUCUCCUUUUAGAAAGCAGCAGAAUUGUGACCCAUUGGGAGAGAGUACAGCAUGUUGGUUACAUGUGCUGUCUCUAGAGUUCGAUGGACUCCUGCUCAAAUCAUUUACCCUAGACAUAUCUCCUGGUACAUGCUACUGAAGAUCUUGGGCCUUUGGUCUCCCAGAGUGAAAAAGGAUGGUAGUACAUCAGCUGUUACCCAAACCAGGAACUUGAGUUAUCUUUGGUUUUAGCUUUUCCUUCACUAGGCCCUUUGGAGUCUACCUCCAAAUAUACAUCUUAAACCUAUCCACGUCUUCGGAAAUCUUCAACCACCAUCCUAUAUCUAACCAUCAUCAUCUCUACUCUGGAAUGCUACAAUAAACUCUGAACAACUCUCCCCAAUUUUUGCUCUUACCUCCCUUUACUCCAUUUUCCACAAGACAGCCAGAAUCAUAUUUUUAAUAUGAAUUGGAUCUUUUACUUGUCUACUUAAAGCUCUGUGAGAUUUUCCCAUGCACUGGAAUGAAACUGCACCUCCACAGCUCUGGCAGGUCUGGCCCAUCUCCAGCCUCAGCUAUCAUCACUCUCCCACCUCUAUCUCUAUUUAUCCUCACUGAUCCUCCUUCAGUUCCUCUAUUAGAUGAAAGAUUUAUUUAUGUUGAAGUUAUUCACAUCUGCCUUAAGGCCCUUCCUCUGCCUGCCUGGCUUCUUAUUCUUUCAGGCUUAGCUCACAUAUGUCAUCUUCUAAAAGAAACCUUCUCAGCCCUGACCAGUGUGACUCAGUUGGUUGGAGCAUUGCCCCAUAAUUGAAGGAUUUCAAGUUCUAUUCCGGGCCAGGGCACAUGCCUGGUUUGCAAGUUCAUUCAUUCCCCCAUCCAGGCAGAUGUGUAGGGGAAGCAGUCAUACAUGCUUCUCUCUCAUAUUGAUGUUUCUCUCCCUUCCUCUCUAAAAUGCAAUGAAAAAAUAUCCUUAAAUAAGGAUGAAAAUAUAACAAUAAAUAAACAAGACCUUCUCAAACACUCUAUCUGAAGUGCCCUCCCCAAUAUACUGUUAUAACUUCCAUGUCAUUUAUCACAUGUCAAUAAAUAUUUAUUUAUUUGUUUAAUGUUUGUUCUUCCUCCUAUACCACAAACCUUCCAGGAAUGGGGAUCAUAAUGAUUUUAUUUAUUACUCUUCCCCUAGCAUAGUAUCUAGCACAUAAUAAGUGUUCAAUAAAUCUUUUUAAUAAAUAAAUGAAUACAUAAUAAA
Messenger RNA from Phyllostomus hastatus (greater spear-nosed bat), 2576 nucleotides. RefSeq names its product SLAM family member 6 (gene SLAMF6). The transcript has 8 exons. The coding region runs from base 31 to 1050 and encodes 339 amino acids. Gene Ontology annotation, biological process: T-helper 17 cell lineage commitment; positive regulation of type II interferon production; T cell activation. The record is from RefSeq and is a predicted model, not a curated record. Lineage: Eukaryota; Metazoa; Chordata; Mammalia; Chiroptera; Phyllostomidae. Gene Ontology annotation, cellular component: external side of plasma membrane.